AUGGCCAGUGAGAGUGACAUCCCAAUUUUGGAUUUUCGGAAGAGUAAAGGAGUGACAUUGGAAGAAGGGAGUGAAAGAUGGAAAGAAAUGAGCUUGAAAAUUAAAGAAGCAUUUGAGAGUCACGGUUGUUUCAUCUUAAGGUGUGAUGAAAUCUCAAAUGAGUUACGGGAAGAGUUAUUCACAGGCUUAAAAUCAUUAUUUGAUCUACCUGAGGAAACCAAGAAGAAGUUCGUUGUCCCAAAACCAUAUAGGGGCUACAUCAGCAAGAGUCAUCUCAUUCCCCAUUCUGAAACCUUUGGGAUCGAUAAUUCUCCUAAGUCAAAUUCAUCACUUCAAGACUUCACUAACCUCAUGUGGCCUCAAGGAAAUCCAUCUUUUUGUAAGGCACUAAGUUCCAUGACCUUAAAAACACGAGAAUUAAGCUUGCUUGUCUUGAAGAUGGUUGUGGAGGGUCUUAACCUUCCACAACAAUAUAACUUUGAUGUUGAAGAGCUGAAUAACUACAACGAUACACGAGUAACUAAAUAUCAACUUCCUAAAGAUGGCAAAGAUUCUGAGGUUGCUUUGGCUCUUCACACUGACAAAGGAACCUUAGGCUUUAUAUGCGAAAAUGAAGUCCAAGGUUUACAAGUGGUAUCCAAAACAGGCAACUAUGUUGAUGUAAAAGUUCCCUCCGAUGGCAUUGUGGUCAUUGCUGGUGACAUAUUGAAGGCAUGGAGCAAUGGAAGAUUUCGGGCAGCUCCACAUAGAGUGGUGAUAAGAGGAGAUGAAGAGAGAUUUGUAUUUGUACUAUUUGCGGUGCCAAAGGAAGGGAUGGUGAUUAAAGGGCCUUCUGAGUUGGUGGACGAUGAAAAUCACCCUCUUCGUUACCGACCAUUCAUAUAUGACGAGUUCGUACACUAUCAACAUUCAACUCGCACAGAUGAGUCUGCACUAGAAAAAUUUGCUGGACUUUGA
Cicer arietinum (chickpea) is the source of this 957-nucleotide messenger RNA. RefSeq names its product probable 2-oxoglutarate-dependent dioxygenase AOP1.2. NCBI's taxonomy places the organism in Eukaryota, Viridiplantae, Streptophyta, Magnoliopsida, Fabales, Fabaceae. The record is from RefSeq and is a predicted model, not a curated record.